Vombatus ursinus (common wombat) is the source of this 3155-nucleotide messenger RNA. It is a transcript of the gene CDHR3, whose product is annotated as cadherin related family member 3. Gene Ontology annotation, biological process: homophilic cell-cell adhesion. Gene Ontology annotation, molecular function: cadherin binding; calcium ion binding. Lineage: Eukaryota; Metazoa; Chordata; Mammalia; Diprotodontia; Vombatidae. The transcript is spliced from 19 exons. The annotation marks the transcript as partial. Gene Ontology annotation, cellular component: membrane; catenin complex. The record is from RefSeq and is a predicted model, not a curated record.
UAUGCUGGCCCCUGGAACAACAGUGAGCUAAGAAACAUGCAUGAAACAGUCUGUCUCCUUGUCCUGCUAGCGAUGUUAUCUGGGGGAGAUUGUCUACAACUAAACCAGUUUCCAGCGAGCUGCUUUGUCGGAGAGAAUGUUUCACCUGGCACUAGAGUCUACAGCUUUAAUGUGACCUUAUCACCAUCAGCAUCGCCUGUGAGCUUUGGGUUUCCUUUGAUAGUAAAUUCAAGUCCUCUGACUCAAGCUUUCUGUAUUAAUGGAUUAUCAGAGAAAAGCUUUGAAGUAGUCACCACUGGGAACCCUCCACUUGAUUUUGAAACAAUGCCAAAGAGGUUUCAAUUGCAGGUUUAUGUUAAAGAUGAAGCUGGUGCAAUGGACCUAGGACUCUUGACUGUCCAGUUAAAAGAUGUUAAUGAGCCUCCUCUGUUUCUAGACAACUUGGCAAAAGGAACUGUAGAGCUCUAUAUUUUGGAAGGAAUAAGCCCUAGACCCAUUUACCAGAUGGAGGCAGUUGAUCCUGAAAAUGAGCCCCUCACGUUUUCUUUGAUCUCUCCCUUGAAGCACUUCAAUGUCUCUACAAAUGGCAUCCUUUUCUCCACAACAACAUUCGAUUUUGAAGCAGGACACAACAGUUACGUGAUUGAUGUGGAAGUAGAAGACAGUGGGGGGCUUAAAGCCACAAGAACAUUCCUAGUAAACGUCAUAAAUGUUAAUGAUGAAAGUCCUUACUUUACCAGCUCAAUAAGAAUUUAUAGAAUUCCAGAGGAGCUGAGCCCUGGAACUAUUGUUGCCAAUAUCACUGCCAAGGAUCCUGAUGAUGAAGCCUUUAUGGGCAGGCUCCUCUAUCAGCUCACCACCCCCAAUGAGUAUUUCAUAAUAAAUCAGCUGACUGGUACCAUUCAAAUAGCCAGUAGGCUAAAUCGAGAUGCUGGUAAACUGAAGCAAAAUCCGAAUAUCCUUCUGGAAGUUCUUGUGAAGGACAGACCCAAAGGGGGUCAGGAGAACCGCACUCAGAUAACCUUCAUCAUUGAAGACAUUAAUGACAACCCUUCUGCAUGCAAUCAGUUUACCUUCAGCAUAUCUGUGCCUGAACAAACCAAGAAAAUGGUGCUUCUGGAUCUAGUGGACCAUUGCUUUGAUAAUGAUGCUGAAGCACCAAACAACCAGUUCAAUUUCACUAAUCUAUCUGGAGUAGGAAGCAAUGGAAAGUUUUUUCAGGAUUCAGACGGCUCUGGGAAAAUUUUGCUGAUGGGUGAUCUGGAUUAUGAAGAUUCAAGUAAUCUAGCAGUUGGGAAUGAAUAUGCUUUAAUAAUCCAGGUGCAGGACAUUGCAUCUCCUUACUAUAAAAAUACCAUCUACAUUUAUAUCCAUACAAUUCCAGAAAAUGAACAUCUUCUACAGUUUGAUAGUGCUUCCUAUGUAUUUGAAGUUUUAGAAUUGAAGUCAGUUCAAUCACGCAUUGGGCAGGUUCAUGCAAGGGAUGAAGACUACCCACAAAGUGAUAUCACCUACUCCAUUCUCACUGGGGGCUCCACUGUCCAAUACAUGGGCCUAUUCUGGAUUAACCCCAAAACAGGGGUGCUCCAGCUUGUGACGAAGGCCGACUUUGAAUCAGUCCCGCAGCACAUCCUUACAGUACAGGCUACUAACAGAGAGGAGAGCAGCACAGCCACUGUGACUGUGAACAUUCUUGAUGAAAACGAUGAGAAACCAAUAUGUGAACCAAAUUUCUAUUUCCUGACAAUCCCGGUGGACCUCAGAGUUGGCACAAACAUUCAGAAUUUCAAACUAACGUGCAUUGACAAAGAUUCCCUCCCCACAUCUUUCCGCUACUUCAUUGGUCAAGGGAACAAGAACAAUCAUUUCACUUUCUCCCCCAAUGCUGGAUCAAAUAUCACAAGCCUCCUGCUUGCAACCCCGUUUGAUUAUUCUAGUGGUUUUGAUAAAGCCUGGGACUACAAGCUGCUCAUUUACAUAACAGAUGACAAUUUGCUGACCAGCCGGAAGAAAGCUGAGGCUUUUGUUCAGACAGGAACAGUGACACUGCAUAUCCAAGUUGUCCCUCAACCAACCACAGUCAUCACCACCACCUCCAUGCCCAGAAUCACAUACCUGAUUCAGAGGGAAAAUGUUUAUUCUUCAUCAGCUUGGUAUGUACCAUUCAUUAUUACGAUGGGCUCCAUGCUACUCUUGGGUCUCCUGGGAUACCAGUUCUUCCUGCUGGUGAAAUUCAUCAGAAGACACUGCUCCUUCAAGCCCAAGGCAGAUAAAGAAUCUCUGGUGAAAAAAGGAGAAACCAAGAAGGCAAAGAGAGAAGUUGUACUGGAAAUGACCAAGAUUAACACUGUCUUCGAUGGAGAAGCCCUAGACCCAGUUACUGGCAAAAUAUAUGAAUUCAACUCAAAAUCUGGUGCCAGAAGGUGGAAAAACCCAUCACUCCAAAUUUGGUCAGGAGAGAAAGACUUGAGUGAACAAGGAGCUGUUUGGACUGUGGCAAAUGGAGGUGAAGGGAUGAACCCCCUGGAAGGGACCAACAAGGAAACAGAUGGAAAGACUGGGAAAAUGGAAGCUGAUGACAUCAGUGUGGGACUCAAGAGUGAUGAAGGGAAGAUGGAAUCAUCACAAAGCCUAGGUACCUCUAGAGUUCAGAAAUCCAGAGAAGGAAUAAUGAGACAGGGGUCUUCCCCAGUCCUCCUAGGCAGGGCUUCCCCCAAAAUAUACCCCCAUUCUCCAGUGAAAACCACUGGGAAGUAAGUUACAUCGUGGUGUUUGUGGCUAUGGUAACCAAGCAUCUCAGAUUUUCUGAGAUAGCCUCCAAUGUCCCAAAAAACCCCAAAACAACAACAAAAGCCAGUGUAUUUAAUGAAACUUUGCAAAAGGAAUAUACUUUGUUGGACCAUGUGUUCCAGCUGAGGGGUGGGAAAAAUCACCAUGGUAUUUAGGACUUGCAGAAUAGGAAACUGAUCUUGCUCAGAGGGAUAGAUCCUUAUCCUAAAACCUUGGCUAAAGGAGAAAGAGAGGUGAGAUAGAGUGUCUAGGGGUCUUCAACAAGAUGUUUUCCCUACUCCUAAAACAAAUAGAUAUGUGUCUGUGUAGAUCAUGAGAUAACUCUGUAGAAAGUCCAACUCAGUUUAACAAACAUUUGUUAAGCA